UGUGCCAGUCUAUGAGGAAAAUCAUAUCUUUUCACCUGUGUGAGCUCCAUUGACUGUAGGGAGUGACCAGAGUGACCAUCAACGUCUUCUAAUACAGUCAACAGCGUGGACCUGAGGUGGAGCGGCGAACCAUCCAGGAUUUUCCCCACCUUUGCUCAGCAGUGGCUGUGUUACCUCCAACACCUCCAUGACCGUGAACAGAGAAGAUAGAAAGAUGGACUUUGUAACAUUUGAGGCAAUGAAGAACUGCACCCAGUAGUUUUUGGUGCAACUGCAACAUCCAGUUUCUGGUGAAUUCUGAUCACAGGUGGCGUCUUGGUGUGUCAUCAGAGUUAGAAGGCAGUUCUUGCAACACUACAGUACUUUUCAUCCAGGAAAAAACAUGUAUUCAAAUCUAAAGUGUGUACAUUUGACACGCCUGCCUCAGAUGAUUUCAUAUCUAAUCUCACUGACUGUUCUGAUACGUCAGUUUAACGGCCCAAGAACCCACUCAGACUCACACAUAGAGCACCUGAACUCUGGAACCUCCAACCUCGUCUGACUUCAUGUUUUGCUCCUGACUAGUAAGCAAAGUCUAAAACACCAAAGGUUGCAGUUCCUCGGAAUGCCACUAGAGGUUGGUUUCAGGAAGGAACCCUUUUUUUAAUGUUAAUAUAUUUAACUUUAUAAAAAAAACUCAGCUGCUUUUACAGUCUGCUGUCAGAACAUUUUAAUAUUAUUCAACUGAUGUGUUUUCAUCUCCGAUGAUAUCUUCACAAACCGGAAGAAAGAUCAGGCUGGAGCAAUGGCGUCAUCAGCAGUUACCAUAGCAACCCCCAUCAGCUCGUCAACUGGUUCGGCGGGCGCGUGCGCGUCAGCAGGCGAAGAGAGGCGGGUUGUCGUGCCCCUGAAGCACACACUCAGGUCCGAGUCCGGAUCUCGCCACCGCGGCCUUUCGGAGGAGCGCGCGGCCAGAGCGAGCGGUGCGAGGAGGAACUGAGGAGCCCGGAUCGGCUGCGGAAGGAGGUGCUGGUUGCAGCGGGCGCAGCGGCAGCUCCUCUGAGACUCAGAUGAAUCUAUGAUGCAGAUGCAGCAGACACCUUUUCAUCCGGGAGGUGUGACGGCAGCACAGCCGCUGGAGAUCAUCCCAGCUCCCGCUUUCUCCGCUCCUCCUCCUCCUCCUCCUCCUCCUCCUCUGCGGACGAAGAUGGAGCAGAAAAGGAACGGACGGGUUUGACAGACCGCUGAAUGGGGCCCCCGAAUCCUCGUCCAUGGAUUGGCCUGUUAGCUCGGCCUUGCGGGGCAGCAACUCCACAUCUGAGUCGGUGGGGGUACGUCUCAUCAACCACCUGAGCACCGCUUCACCUGCGUUGCCCAGGGUCGUUUCCAUAGUGACCAGCCUGAUGACUGCCACCACCAAGACUUCAACGCCUCCAGGAAACCUGACAGCGCUCAAAGAGCAGAGAGACAGUGACUCCGGGACCCAUCAGACGUCCACUGUGCCGGUUCUGACGUUUGCAGAGACCAGCUCAGCUCUGCAGGGAGUCACUGUGGCAGCUCAGGCUCUGGUGCUGCUCUCCAUCUUUAUCCUGUCCAGCCUGGGUAACGCAGCAGUGAUCAUCGUCAUCAUCAAACACAGACAGCUGUGGACCGUGACCAACGCGUUCAUCAUGUCGCUGUCUUUGUCGGACUUCCUCACUGCCGUUCUUUGCCUGCCCUUCUCCUUCGUCAUGCUCUUCAGCAAGGAUGGUGUGUGGAUGUUUGGAGAGGCAUUCUGUGUUGCCAAUGGAUUCUUCAACACUUGUUUUGGCAUCGUCUCCACUCUCACAAUGACUCUGAUCUCCUUUGACAGGUACUAUGCCAUCGUCAAGCAGCCACAGGCUAAAAUUGGGCGUCAGAGAGCAACUCAGUUGCUGGUGGUUGUCUGGUUAAUGGCAGUUUUUUUCUCUCUUCCCUGGUAUCUGUUAGUUCAUAGACCGACGCAGGUGCACAAAAAAGGUUUUUACCACUGCAUGUAUGUGUUCCACUCAGGUAGCUCUAGCAUGGGGGCACUUUACAGCAUCUGCCUCAUCCUGGUGUGCUACCUUCUGCCCUUUUCCCUCAUGUGUUUUUGUCACUACAACAUCUGUAAAACUGUUCGCCUCUCUGAGAUCAGGGUGAGGCCUGUGACCACUUACGCAUACCUGCUGCGAUUUUACAGUGAAAUGAGGACAGCCACCACUGUGUUGAUCAUGAUCGUCUUUAUCAUUGUUUGCUGGGGGCCGUAUUGUCUGAUGGGGUUGGUCACAGCAAUCGGAGGCUACUCUUUCAACUCUGCCAUGGACACAGUGGCUAUUUGGUUAGCCUGGGCUAAUGGAGCCAUCAACCCUCUGAUCUAUGCUGUAAGAAACCCCAACAUAUCCAUGUUGCUGGGGCGCAGUAGGGAGGAGGGCUAUCGGACUGCACACCUCUCGAACCAGAGUCAGAACCGGGAGGUUCGGCUGAACCAAGCAGUGAGAAUCAAGGACAGAUACAUGAGCAGACCAGGGAUAAACAACUGCAGCCGGCUGUCCAGUUCAAGUCCUGGAAAAACCGGAGGGGCGGGAGAUGUGGCAAUGUGGGCCCACAGGAACCCUACAGUCUUCUUCUGCCGGGACGCCCAGCAAGACACGGCAGUGCAGGCCCACACUGCCAGGGCUCCAAAGACUAAGACGGCUGACACCAGCCUGUAAAAAGCUGAGUCCAGCCCAGUACACUGAGCUGAGGCUGUGAGGAAAACAAUGCUGCGUCCUCAACCGGACUUUUCUCAUGGGACUGCUUUGUUUGUUCUAUUCAAGACCUCUGUCUGAUUUGAACGUCUUUUUCUGUUUGGAUCAAACGCUGCUUAUUCAUCAGUCAUGGAGUCAGAAGGAGCCAAACGCCCAGACUCAGCAGAACUGUACACAACGGAAAAACUGAAGCUAAGACGUUUGAACUGUUUGGUGUCAGCAGAGGACCAGUGCCAUUCCUGUUUUAGUCUACUGUGUUCAGUCUACAAAUGAAUCAAAGAAGAUGAAAAGGUUUACGGAAGAGUCAGAUUUACACCAGGCAGUGUCAAGGGGCUACGCAAAGGAAGCUAAAAAAACAAAACAAUAAAUGACUGUUGUAACCCUU
Molecule: messenger RNA, 3111 nt
Organism: Oryzias latipes (Japanese medaka)
Lineage: Eukaryota; Metazoa; Chordata; Actinopteri; Beloniformes; Adrianichthyidae
Gene: gpr135
Product: G protein-coupled receptor 135
Biological process (GO): G protein-coupled receptor signaling pathway
Cellular component (GO): membrane
Molecular function (GO): G protein-coupled receptor activity
Source: RefSeq, a predicted model, not a curated record